UGUUCAGUUAGAAGACCAGUAAACUAGAUUUCUUUCUCUCAGUCUUACUUUCUCUCAGUGUGUGAUGGCCCUGAAGCGAAGGCGAGAGUUGAGCACACUGAGGACGGAGGAGAGCAGAGCACGCUGGAGACUGACCAUCAUCACCAUCUGCUGUGUGCUGGCCAUAAUGGUGUCCUUGAUCGUGGGCUUGUACUUUACUGUUAGGGUGGUGAACAGCAAGUUUUUCUUUUGCUCUGGUUCUCUGAAGUUCAUUACAAUUGAGAAGGCUUGCAAUGGCAGGGCUGACUGUGCAGGCGGCGAGGACGAAAAUGUGUGCGUUUCCAAACUACGGAUCAAUGACACUUUUCCAGUGAGGCUGAUGGGGGACAGACUGGUCCUGCAGGUGUACAUUAAUGAGAGUGGAUGGAGAACCGUGUGUGCUGACAACUGGAGAACAAAGCACACGCGGUUAACCUGUCAACAACUGGGUUAUACAGUGAGUCCACGAAGUACACGAAUCCCAGUGAAAAGUUUGUUCUUUAACCCUCAAAAUGAAUUUGCUACAGUCGGCAAUGACUCCGCACAAUCUGACAUUCAAAGUUUCCUGUCAGCCAGUAAUAAAUGUUCCUCUGGCUCAGUGGUGUCUGUGUCCUGCUCAGACUGUGGGGAGGUGGUGGGAGAAGACCGUAUUGUUGGUGGAGUGGACACAUCAAUCGAGCACUGGCCGUGGCAGGUCAGUCUUCAGUUUAACCACCGGCACAUGUGUGGAGGAUCUUUACUGUCCACUAGCUGGAUCGUCUCAGCGGCUCACUGCUUUACAGGCCGGACACAAGAGCUGAGUCGAUGGACUGUGGUGUUGGGUCAAACCAAAGUGAUGGACGUCAUCGGUGUCAGUGUAGAGAUUAUUGUUAUCCACAAAGACUACAACCGUUUGACUAAUGACUUUGACAUUGCCAUGCUGAAACUAACCUGGCCUGUCAAAACUGGAGAAUCGAUCUUACCUGUUUGUUUACCACCGCAUCAGCUGGCCAUAAAAGACAUGCUUGUGGUGACUGGAUGGGGAUUGCUAAAAGAGGGAGGUGCGCUGCCCACAGUGCUGCAGAAAGCCUCUGUGCCGCUGAUCAACAGGUCUGAGUGUUCCAAACCCACUAUUUACAGUUCCAGCAUUACUCCCAGAAUGCUCUGUGCUGGAUUCCUCGAAGGAAAUGUAGAUUCAUGUCAGGGGGACAGUGGGGGUCCGCUUGUGUACCUCUCAUCUCGUUGGCAGUUAAUAGGCAUAGUGAGUUGGGGAGUGGGCUGUGCACGUGGGGGAAAACCUGGAGUUUACUCUGAUGUUACUCAACUUCUAGACUGGAUCUACAGCGUAAUGGAGAAAAAUCCAUGAUGAUCCAUGGAUGCAUUGCUUCAUACUUUCAUGAUAGGAGGAAAGAAGAUGAGAGCAUCAGUAGUGUUCAUAAAUUUAGAUGUAAAAUUUUUAUAUUAAUAUUAUAAUCUUAAUGUUCAAUUUGGAAUGAUACCAAAACAUCAUGCUUUUUAAG
Danio aesculapii is the source of this 1517-nucleotide messenger RNA. It is a transcript of the gene tmprss4b, whose product is annotated as transmembrane serine protease 4b. The record is from RefSeq and is a predicted model, not a curated record. Gene Ontology annotation, cellular component: membrane. Bases 65 to 1363 code for a protein of 432 amino acids. Gene Ontology annotation, molecular function: protein binding; serine-type endopeptidase activity. Lineage: Eukaryota; Metazoa; Chordata; Actinopteri; Cypriniformes; Danionidae. The transcript has 11 exons. Gene Ontology annotation, biological process: proteolysis.